AAUAGUAAACCAAAACUUGGGGGCGAAGGAGGAGGACAGAAAAUUUUCUAUUUUCUUUUUGGUUUUUGUUUGGUUCCAAAAAAAAAGAAAUUUUGUAUUGGUCUUUGGGCCUUGGAACUCUCUCUUAUCAUCAUCAAUUCAUCAUCAUCUUCCUCGACCAAGCAUCCCUGAAAUCGAUCAGCUGGAUCUCCGUUGAUGUGAUGCAUCAGAAGAAAUCGGAAGCUCAGAUCGGAAAAGAAAGCAGCGGCGUCUCUUCCGAUUUCAAUCCUUCUCCCCCUCUUCUUUUCUUCCCUCAGAUCGUGUCUCACCACCACCACCGUGAUCCCUCUAUCCCAGCCGCCCCUUACAGGCGUCGCUUCGCUCCUUCUCCUCCUCCUCCUCCUUCACCUUCUCUGCCGCGCUCUCUCCGGCGCUUGCCUCUCCUUCUCUUUCUCCUCCCUCUCUCUUACUUCCUCCUCUCCCAUCCCACUCGCUCCUUCCUUGUCGAUUUCCUCUCUGCCUUUGGUUUUUCCGCCGCACUUCUUUUCUCACUCAAUCUCGCCCUCCCUCGGCUCCCUUCGAUCCGCUUGUUCCUCGCGCGAUCCUUCCCUUCCCCUUCUAGGACGACCCCUUUGCCCGUCUUCUGGUCCAUAGGCUGUCGCCCUAAAUCUGACAAGAGGAGUAGCUCCGGGUGCUGGGUCCAACUCUAUAGCAACGGUGACGUUUACGAGGGAGAGUUCCACAAGGGCAAGUGUUCCGGCACCGGCGUCUAUUACUAUUCCAUGAGCGGCAGGUAUGAAGGUGACUGGCUCGAUGGCAAGUACGACGGCUACGGUGUUGAGACCUGGGCCAGAGGCAGCCGUUACAUGGGCCAGUAUAGGCAGGGCCUUCGCCACGGUUAUGGGGUUUACAGAUUCUACACUGGAGACAUGUUCUCCGGCGAGUGGUCCAGCGGACAGAGUCACGGUUGCGGAGUUCACACCUGCGAAGACGCUAGUCGCUAUGUUGGGGAGUUCAAGUGGGGCGUCAAGCAUGGUCUUGGUCAUUACCAUUUCAGCUGGCUUUCCUUUGAAUUGAACGGGGACGUAUACGCAGGAGAAUACUUUGCUGACAAGAUGCAUGGAUUCGGGGUCUAUGGGUUUGCAAAUGGUCACCGGUAUGAGGGAGCUUGGCAUGAAGGUAGGCGGCAAGGGCUGGGGAUGUAUACAUUCAGAAAUGGAGAAACACAGUCGGGCCAUUGGCAAAAUGGGAUCCUUGACAUUCCAAGCACUCAAAAUACGACUUGUCCCAUAUCUCCUGUUGCAGUCAACCAUUCCAAAGUGCUAAAUGCAGUCCAGGAGGCACGAAGAGCAGCCGAGAAGGCUUAUGACGUAGACAAGGUUGAUGAGAGAGUUAACAGAGCGGUUGCAGCUGCCAAUACAGCAGCCAAUGCUGCAAGAGUGGUGGCCUUCAAAGCUGCCCAAAAACAAUCUAAAAACAUGGACAAUUUUCCAAUUCAUGUCGUGUGAACCAAUUCUAGUACACAGGCGAAGGAAGAAGCAACCAUCUAGUUGACAAGCAUUAACUCAAGAGACUGUGUUGGGGAGCAAUGCAAAACUCUGGUUAGUGUGUUCGCUCAUGGCUAACUCAUGUUUUGGAUUCCUUUAUUCCAAGGCGUGGCAGAGACAUAGGGCUAUAGAGUGGAUCGUGGAUAGUGAAUCCUGAAUCAUGAAUCUGGCAGACAACUGAGUUGUUUUAACUUUUAUGUGUAAGUCUCAGUAAAUUAAUCAACAAUUUUGAAAAACUCUCAUGUAAAAGUGGGCCGGAGCUCACCACCAUAUCAUAUGGGGAAAUUCCUUGUCAUUGAAUUUAAGAAAACGCACGUACAUUCAAAGAUC
Molecule: messenger RNA, 1856 nt
Organism: Capsella rubella
Lineage: Eukaryota; Viridiplantae; Streptophyta; Magnoliopsida; Brassicales; Brassicaceae
Product: phosphatidylinositol 4-phosphate 5-kinase 4
Exons: 4
Coding region: 201-1487 (428 amino acids)
Source: RefSeq, a predicted model, not a curated record